AUUUAACAUACCACUGAUAAUAACGAUUUCUCAUUGUUUUCAGUCCCAGCAGCUAAAACAAGCAUUAAGUAUUUUGACUAUGCCGUAUAUUGAGUUCAUUGUAUUUUUGGUCAUACUAUCAUUCAUUCCUUCCCACAAUAUUCCUGUGGAUGGAAAGAAGAGUGUCAAUCAUAAUGAAGCAGAUAAUACAAUUUUGAUGGCUCAUGUGAUUUUCCGGCAUGGAAAUAGAACUCCCGAAAUGAAUGAACGGUACCCUAAGGACCCUUACUUGAAUAAUACUUAUUUUCCUAUUGGAAUUGGACAACUCACGAAUGAAGGUAAAGUGAAAGAGUUCAACAUAGGCAAGUUAUUACGAGCGAGAUAUGAUAAACUACUGGGAAAAUAUUACUAUCCUGACCUUGUUGACGCUACAAGUACGGAUUACAACCGAACCAAGGCCUCUUUGCAACUGGUAUUAGCUAGCCUCUUUCAACCAAAUGACGGUCAAAUAUGGAAUUCAAACUUCAACUGGCAGCCAGUACCGUACAAUUAUCGUCCAAUCGACAAAGACGAGGUAUUAUAUGGAAGCAAGUGUCCUAAUUAUGAAAAAUUAUACAAACAACAUGUGAAUAGUCCUAAGCUACAAGCAAAAUUCGCCAAAUAUAAAACCGAUUUCAAUUACAUAUCACACAAUUCGGGACUAAACGUAACCUCAUUUCAACAAGUAUAUGAUUUAUACUUUGGUCUAUCUACAGAAGAGGAAAUAGGAUUGAAACUUCCCCAAUGGACAAAGAAAGUCUGGCCCAAGACGAUUACUAACCUAGCUAUCCAGGAGUAUUAUGUACAAACUGGAACAACAAAACUCUUGCAAAUAAGCGAAGGAUUUCUUCUGAGGAAAAUCAUUGACGAUACAACAAGGAAAAUUGAUAAUAUCAACCUGGAGCAUGGGAGGAAGAUGUAUCUAUAUUCCGCCCACGAAAACAACGUUGCCGACAUGCUGAUUCUUUUAAAUGUAUUUGAUCCACCUCACAUACCAAAUUAUGGUGCAUUUCUGAUAUUUGAAGUUCAUCAUAUUAAUAAAACAUACGGAUUCAAGUUGUAUUACCAAAACUACGUCAGUGAGAAUAUUCAACUACUCAAAUUGCCUGCAUGUGGCGAAUUCUGUCCUAUGGAUAAAUUUAUUUCCCUGGUUCAAGAAUAUCUACCGACAGAUGAUUCCUGUGGUUACAUCUACCAAUCAAAACCGCUGAUCCCCAAUAACCCAGGAACUUUUCUGAGAAGAAGCGAAAUACCGAAUGACAUUAAGUAUAAUAAAAGAACACAUCAAUCCAGAUUCCAUAUCAUUCUUGAGAGUCGUUUCAAGAUGAACUGUCUUCUUUUCGUAAGUUGUGUGCUCAUUGCCGGCGUAAGUGGUACUGUGCAUCAUAAUUAUAUCUUCAAUAGGUUCGAUUCCUUUUCUGACAAUGACUACCGGAUUAUUUUUCCGAAUAGAGAAGAUUCUGAAGGGACUUUACAGCUAGUUAAUGUGCUGUUUAGACAUGGAAAUAGAACUGCUGAUAGUCAAGCUGAACUCUAUCCCAAGGAUCCCUACUUUAAUUACACUUACUUUCCAUAUGGACUUGGACAGCUCACUAAUGCUGGCAAAAAACGAGAGUACGAUGUGGGAGUAGCUCUCCGAAGAAGAUACGACAAAUUCUUGGGAAAAUACUACUAUCCCGAGAUAAUCGAAGCCAUCAGUACUGAUUAUAAUAGAACCAAAAUGUCUCUGCAACUAGUACUAGCUGGACUAUUUCCACCAAGAAGAGAAGACAUGUUUCAGGAUGCCUUUUUCUGGCAGCCUGUACCAUUCAACUACCUGCCUAGACCACAGGAUAAGGUUCUAUUGGGAGUUAUCUGCCCAAACUAUCUCGCCCUCUACGACAAGUACGUCGCUACACCUAAAGUCCAACAGAAACUCAGACGCAACCGAAGGAUAUUUGACUACAUUUCUCAGCACAGCGGAUUGAACGUAACGAGAUUCAUAGAUGUCUACCAGUUGUACUUUGGACUGUCCACAGAACAAGAGUACGGCCUAGAACUACCAGCCUGGACGGCCAGCAUUUGGCCUGAAACGGUCAUCAACAUGUCCAUAGAGGAGUACUACGUUUCAAUGGGCACUUCAAACUUGAGGAAAAUGGCGGUCGGAUACUUCCUUCACAAAGUUCUGGAGGACGCUAAAAGAAAGAUGACCACCAACCGAAAACUGUGCAGGAAAAUCCAUCUCUACUCUGCCCACGAAAACAAUAUAGCGCAAUUGUUGAUAGCUUUGGGCGUUUUCAAUGAACCCCACGUACCGAACUAUGGGGCCUAUGCAAUACUUGAGUUGCACAAAAUUCGAGGUAUAUAUGGAUUCAAAAUCUUUUACGACAAUUGGACUGGAGGCGGACCGCAACUUCUGAAAAUGCCGGGUUGCGGUGAAUUUUGCCCGCUUGACAAAUUCGUGUCAUUAAUCGAUGAACACUUACCGGUAGAUCAUAACCUUUGUGGGAAUUAAGAAGACUGAAAUUUACACGUUGGCCAGUAGUAUUAAAGUAGCACUGAUCAGUUAGACCAUGAAUUGUAUGAGUUCCUAGUUCGUUUUAUCAAUAAUUUAAGUUAAACAAGUUUCUGUGAACAUUAUCAGACGUAUACAUAUGAUUUCAUAAGUAUUUAUUUCAUUCCCAAACUCAUCAUUUUGUAAUAUGUACAAGAAACAAUAAAUUUUCAGCAUAUAAAUUCCGUUUAAUUU
Leptinotarsa decemlineata (Colorado potato beetle) is the source of this 2746-nucleotide messenger RNA. RefSeq lists its product as uncharacterized. Gene Ontology annotation, molecular function: phosphatase activity. NCBI's taxonomy places the organism in Eukaryota, Metazoa, Arthropoda, Insecta, Coleoptera, Chrysomelidae. The record is from RefSeq and is a predicted model, not a curated record. Gene Ontology annotation, biological process: dephosphorylation.